UCUAUCACAAGUUUAGUUACCCUUUACAGUCCAUGUUCCUGUUAAUGAUACAUAUAAUCUCAAAUAACUACCAAAGUAUCGAUGCUUUGAUUUGAGAUUCGAUAUUACAGCCUAAAUAUCUGUUAUCGGUAUUUCAGUAUCGAUCCGCACAUCAGACGCCCUGAUAAAUGACGGCAAUUGCAACACACUACUGGGUGUGUCGCACUAGACCAGCAGUAAUAAAUGUCCUGAAGUUGAACAACCACACAGCACACAGUUCUGGCUGAACAAUGACUGCUCCUGAGUGGAAGAAAAGGUGCGAUGAAGAGUGGGGUUUGCGUGGAAUGGCGAUGCCGGACAGCGUAGACUGGAAGUCUGCAUAUGAAGCUAAACCAUUUGGAAGAAAUUUGCUGAAGAAUCCUUCACCUCACGGCUUGAGUAAAGAUAUCCCUCCCCCUGAACCUGAGAUGCCGGAUGCUCCCAUGCAUGGUCCUCCACGCUUUGAACCGGAAGGUGACUUCAGUGGCUGGAGCACAAACACAGAGGUUCUCCCCUGCGAUACCAGCGGCAUCCCAGCAGGGGUUGUGAUCUGUGCCUUGCCUCAGCACAGCUGGUUUACCUUGGAGCAGACUGUGGACCUGAAGGCGGAGGGGCUGUGGGAAAAGCUGCUGGAUGAUUUUCAACCAGAAAUCACGAUUCAAGACUGGUACGAGGAAAGUCAGCUGCAUGAGUCAAUCUACCAACUACAGGUCAAGUUAUUAGGUGCAGACAAAAGCAGCGUGAUCGCGGAGCACUCCGUCAAGCCCAGUGAGGACCUCAGCACCUAUUCGCACACAUGGAAGGAGGUGUCGCAUGUGUUCUCUGGCUAUGGACCAGGUGUACGGUACAUUCACUUCCUGCACAGACUGAAGAACCAAUUCAUGAUGUCCUUCUACAGCACAAGCUUCACUGGUAGCUUAGUGAUUAUCAAACCAGUCAAAACCAGUUCUUAGACUCAGUUCUACUGUCGUGAAACAUCUUAACACAAGUUGGCUUUUUAGUAAAUAAUAAGGUGAAUAAAUCCUGAGACUGUUUUAAUUCUACUUUUUAAUGCUGAUGGAAGGGUGGGUAAAUAUUGGUUAAAUUACCAUAGACAUUAAAGAGGGCUGAGCAGUUAAUGGUAUUUUUUUAUUUAAUUGCAAUGUAUUAAAACUAACUGAAUAAAUCUUUACUAACCGCAAAGAUGGCGGUUUGACUGAUCACGUUUUGCAUGAAUAAGCGCAUGUAAAAUGUCAAUAAAUGGCAGGACACUUCAUAUGAGAUUUUACCGCAAACGUAUUCCUAGCCCCUUUUUGCUGUGUCAUUGAUCAGCAAAUAAUGGCGAAUUUACCAUGAAAAUUCUCAUUGUGGCACACACUGUUAUUGCUGGGCUGUCACGAACAUUUUUAAUAGAAAACAUGCAUCGAAUUAAAUUCAAGUUAGAUUUAAAAAGUAUAUAAAUGGUUUCACAAUAAUAUAAAAGUGUACAAAAAUGUUUGUAAUGGGGGGCCUUCAAAAUAAACUUCUGCUUAAUUGAGCGAGGGACGGCCCUGCUCACUGUCACACAUUACAUACCAGCAUUCCAAAGCAAAACAACACACUACUGACCUUCACAAUAAAAGCACUGUGAUGACAAGACUGCAAGUCAAAGUAUUUAGUCAAGUUUAUAAUUGUAUUUUUUAUAAGAAAGAACAGUUUCCAUCCAUCUAUUUUCUACCACUUAUUCCCUUCGGGGUCGCGGGCGGCGCUGGAGCCUAUCUCAGCUACAAUCGGGCGGAAGGAGGGGUACACCCUGGACAAGUCGCCAUCUUAUCGCAGGGCCAACACAGAUAGACAGACAACAUUCACACUCAUGUAUUAUAAAUCUGAUCGUGUUUAUUAUGACACAGAUUGAUAUUUUUCUUGUGUGUGUUGAAAAAUACAUGAGAAAAGGAUCUCAAAUAAUAAAAGCAUAUUAAAUCGUAAUCGCAAUAGUAAGAAAACAAAUUGCAAUUACAUUAUUUUCCAAAAUCGUUCAGCCCUUGUCCAUAUAAAGUCUAUAUAUUUGAGGGAAUAGAUAAUCUUUUGAAAUGUGGGGAAAAAUUAUAACAAAUGUCAUAUGUCUUUGACUCCAUGUCAUAUUGUUCCUACCUUGUAAUGAAUCAGACAAAAGCUGAAGAAUAUCAAAUAAAGUCAACAUUGCAAACUUU
This is a messenger RNA of Nerophis lumbriciformis (worm pipefish), 2186 nucleotides long. It is a transcript of the gene nccrp1, whose product is annotated as P1, F-box associated domain containing. The record is from RefSeq and is a predicted model, not a curated record. Lineage: Eukaryota; Metazoa; Chordata; Actinopteri; Syngnathiformes; Syngnathidae. Gene Ontology annotation, cellular component: SCF ubiquitin ligase complex; cytoplasm. Gene Ontology annotation, molecular function: ubiquitin protein ligase activity. Gene Ontology annotation, biological process: glycoprotein catabolic process; SCF-dependent proteasomal ubiquitin-dependent protein catabolic process; ERAD pathway.